AUGCGCAUGACUCGUGCAGCCCUGCGAGCCCAGGCUCAAGAGGAGCCGCAACUCAUUUACGAAGACGCCGACGCGAAUAAUAAUUCCCUGCAGGAUGAUGGCGCCGACGCCAACGCGAACCAGGAUCUUGUUCGGCCCCCAUUGAAGGACAUCACCACCGAAAUCAAUCCUCCGACCACUGACGACCCAUUUACAGACGAGCAGACUGAAGCUACUGUUAUGCAGAAAGUUAAGAGCAGGAAAAAAUGUCGAAAGGCCAAGAAUGACAAGGUUGAAAAUGAGUCUAGCAAGGGGGGAGAAUUGGACGAGCCGCAGGAACUUCAAUUCGAAGACGCGAAGGACAGCCACUUGAGUCAAUCCUCUGAGCACAAAGGCAGUGCACAGGACACACCUAUUACGGUUUCUGUAGAGCAAGCUGCUGUCGGUGACAAAGUUACAGUAGAGGCGGUGGACGCGACCCUUGAAGAGCGCGGCGCAGUCGAAUCAACUUCUACCCCUCGACACAGUCACAGCGGGCCUCCAAAGACACCCAAAUUCGACCCAUCUGUCCAUAAAGCCAUGGACGAAGUAGUGUUAUCUGCUGAAGACACUGUCGAAGACUCUUUUGUGGAGAAGAUCACAUCGAGGACCCCGGGCAGAUUGCAAAUACUUUUGGAGGAAAGCAAACUGUCUGAUUCCUACGUCGACCAGAUCGGAUCGCGAACGCCACGAAUCGAAGACUCGGUGGAAGCGAUCGAUGCUUUGGAAGAUGCGAUUGAGAAGAUCGCCGAGACAUUGCCUGCGUUGGACGAAUUGAAGAUUGAGUCCCCUGUAAAACUGCGAAAGACUACUCCAGCCAGAAUCAACCUCCGACCCAAUACGCCACCGACAGAUCCUCGGAAAAAGACGACUGGUAGACAUCCUGCACAAACAUCCCGGCGUCCGCCCCAGAAGGCUGGAACAGCUUCCGUACCUGCAGAGCGCCCGAAAUUGAGUGCCACCCGCGCAUCUUCUACCAAUCCGAUAGUCAAAGGAACGGUUACAACAAAAACGGUCAAGCGACCCAUCAUUGACGGCCACAAGUCUAGGGAGUCUUCUGCUCAGGCUUCAGCACCGCCACUUUCGUUCUCAAACUCUCCAGUUAAGAAACUUGCCAACACCACCAAGAAGCAGGUCGCUGGUGCCGCACUGUCCACCAGCAGGCCCGGAUUUGUACCGGCCAAAUCCACUAAAUCUCCCACCAGACCGAAAUUUUCUCUACCAGGAGAUGCCGUGGCGGCCAAACUCAAAGUGCAGAGAGAGGAGCGAAUGAAGCGCGAGGAAGAGACUGGCAAUGACAAGAAGGUCUUCAAAGCUAGACCUGUGCCGGCUAAGAUAUCUCGUCCCAGCGUUGUCCCACGAGAGAACAAAGCCAGCCAAGCGAGAAUGAGCAUCUACGCCACUGGCGGAAAUAAGGAGAACGUGGAGCCUAAACCUGCCGCCGCGUCUCAGCCAAAAACACGCCCUCUGUCGCAUGAGGCAAAACCCAAAACAUGGGAAACAGCCAAGGCAAAAGUGAGCGUCCAUCGGACAGCAGCCUCUGCCACCCCCACUAAACCACGUCCCUCAAGUAUUCACCUUGCCGCGGGUCAGAAGUCCACAAUCACCAAAGAAGACGUGGUCCAGCAGAGAGCGAAGGGUAAGGAGGUCUUUGAACGAUCAAAAGCCGAAAUGGAGCGUCUCGACAAGGAAAGGAGAGAAAAGGAAGAUGCGGCCCGCAAGGCCAGGGCAGAGGCGGCAGAGAGGGGAAGACAGGCGAGCCGAGAGUGGGCAGAGAAGCAGAAGAAGAAGAUCGCCGCGAAGAUUCUGGCUGCGAAGGAGAAGGAGAUGGCCGGUAGUGCUGAGAGUGUGGCAAGUUCCAGGCAGGCGAGUGCGGUGGCGUCUGCUUCAUCAUGA
Molecule: messenger RNA, 1914 nt
Organism: Cladophialophora bantiana CBS 173.52
Lineage: Eukaryota; Fungi; Ascomycota; Eurotiomycetes; Chaetothyriales; Herpotrichiellaceae
Exons: 1
Coding region: 1-1914 (637 amino acids)
Source: RefSeq, a predicted model, not a curated record